Messenger RNA from Diorhabda sublineata, 1570 nucleotides. RefSeq names its product tubulointerstitial nephritis antigen-like (gene Swim). Gene Ontology annotation, molecular function: cysteine-type peptidase activity. Lineage: Eukaryota; Metazoa; Arthropoda; Insecta; Coleoptera; Chrysomelidae. Gene Ontology annotation, biological process: proteolysis. The record is from RefSeq and is a predicted model, not a curated record. Gene Ontology annotation, cellular component: lysosome. The coding region runs from base 124 to 1461 and encodes 445 amino acids. The transcript has 9 exons.
AUAAGUUGGGCUAGUGGCAUAGUGAAGAGUAGGCAUCACGUCUUAGUUAGUUUGCCAUCAAACUGUGUUUCAAAGCACAACGCAGUGGUCGGUGAUACGAGUGGUGAUUCGAAAAACGGAAAGAUGAUUUCGAAGUUGUUGCUGGGCUGCCUUUUAACCAGCAUGCCGAUACUUAUACUUGGAAAUUCUCUAAGAGAUGACGAUUUCGCUGAUCUUCGCGGACCGUACUGCGAAAAUAUUGGAUGCUGCUCAAGUAGAAGAGAUUCGUGCUCGGUACCGAUCAUAGGAACUUUAUGUUACUGCGAUGAAUUCUGCAAUUCCACAAGAGUAAACGAUUGUUGCCCGGACUAUUGGUCUCAUUGUAGAGGUAUACCGUUCCCCGAACCAGCACCGCCCCCGUUAACCAGUUGCAAAUACCAAGAUAGAGCCCUUCGUCAAAACGAUACUGUUCAAGAUAAUUGUAAUAAAUGUGUUUGCGAACGCGGUGAUUUGAUGUGCGAACAAAACGUCUGUAUCAUAGAUUCUAAUAUAAUUGAAACGAUCAACAGAGAUCCGGAAAACUUCGGAUGGACCGCUACGAAUUAUUCCCAAUUUUGGGGUCACACUUUAGACGAAGGCGUUCAAUACAGACUAGGGACGCUUCCACCACAACGUUUCGUUAUGACCAUGAACCCAGUUCAGAGGAUCUACGAUCCGAAUUCUCUACCUAGAGAAUUCGAUUCGAAUCUGGUCUGGCCUGGUUUGAUCACUGGUAUACAAGACCAGGGAUGGUGCGGAUCCUCGUGGGCUAUUUCAACUGCUGCAGUAGCUUCCGAUAGGUAUGGGAUUGUUUCGAAAGGUAAGGAAGCGGUUCAGCUCAGCGCUCAAAAUUUGAUAUCUUGCGAUACUCAAGGUCAACAGAGUUGUAGCGGAGGUCAUUUAGAUAGAGCGUGGUCUUUCACUAAAGCUUAUGGUCUUGUGGAUGAAGAUUGUUUUCCAUAUGUAGCCAGAAAUGAGAGAUGUACCAUUAAGAGAAGAGGGACUUUGGAAGCUGCGGGUUGUAGACCUCCAGUUUAUUCUGAUAGAAGAGGAAGAUAUACCGUUGGUCCGGCUUAUAGGCUUGGAAAUGAAACGGAUAUCAUGUACGAAAUCACCAAAUCCGGACCUGUACAAGCUACCAUCAAGGUCUACCAUGAUUUAUUUGUUUAUACCGGGGGGAUUUACAAGCAUACUGAUUUGGCUUUAAAUCACAAGCAAGGUUAUCAUUCUGUGAGGAUUGUCGGUUGGGGUGAAGAGAAUACGUAUCGAGGAACAAUUAAAUACUGGAAAGUGGCUAAUAGUUGGGGUACGAAUUGGGGUGAAAACGGUUAUUUCAGAAUUUUAAGGGGAGAAAAUGAAUGCGAAAUUGAAUCUUUCGUGAUAGCUUCGUGGCCGCAUAUUUCAAGAAGAAUUUUACUGUCGAAUGAAGUCAACAUAAUUUGAAAAAAAUAUAUUUUCCGUUAGUUUAGGGUAUAAUUAGUUUCAGUUUAUUUUUGCUCUAAUAUAUACUUUUGUAGAAUUUUUUUUCUAAAUUAAAAUAUUUUGAAAAUUA